GUUCAUUCUCUAUCCCUUAGUGACUGCUUUCCUCCAACUCUGUCAACUCCAUCUUUCCCACCAUGAGUCGGCAACUGAACAUCAAGUCUGGUGGUGACAAGGGUGGCUUCAGUGGGCGCUCAGCAGUGGUGUUGAGGAAGGCUGUGGGCAGUGCGGCUUCUUACCGCGCAGCUGGCAAAGGACCUGGGGCUGGCUUUGGCAGUCGGAGCCUCUACAGCCUUGGAGGGAAUCGGUGUAUUUCCCUCAACAUGGCAGGUGGUGGUGUUCGCAUUGGAGGUUAUAGCUUUGGGCCUGGCUCUGGGUAUGGAGGAGGCCGGGCCACUGGCUUUGCUGGAAGCAUGUUUGGCAGUGUGGCCUCAGGGCCUGUGUGCCCAUCCGUGUGCCCACCUGGGGGUAUCUACCGGGUCACUGUCAACAAGAGCCUCCUGGCUCCCCUCAACGUGGAGCUGGACCCUGAGAUCCAGAGAGUGCGCACCCAGGAGCGGGAGCAGAUCAAGGCUCUGAAUGACAAGUUUGCCUCCUUCAUCGAUAAGGUGCGGUUCCUAGAGCAGCAGAACCAGGUGCUGGAGACCAAGUGGGAGCUGCUGCAGCAGCUGGACCUGAGCAACUGCAGAAAGAACCUGGAGCCCAUCCUUGAGGGCUAUAUCAGCAACCUGAGGAAGCAGCUGGAGACUCUGUCUGGGGACAGGGUACGGCUGGACUCGGAGCUGAGGAGUGUGCGAGACGUGGUGGAGGACUACAAGAAGAGGUAUGAGGUGGAGAUUAAUCGGCGCACAGCAGCUGAGAACGAUUUUGUGGUGCUCAAGAAGGAUGCCGAUGCAGCCUACACAGUGAAGGUGGAGCUCCAGGCCAAAGUAGAUUCUCUGGACAAAGACAUCAAGUUCCUCAAGUGUUUGUAUGACGCGGAGAUGGCCCAGAUUCAGACUCAUGCCAGUGAAACCUCAGUCAUCCUGUCCAUGGACAACAACCGGGACCUGGACCUGGAUAGCAUCAUUGCCAAGGUCCGAGCUCAGUAUGAGGAGAUCGCCCUGAAGAGCAAGGCUGAGGCCGAGGCACUGUACCAGAGCAAGAUCCAAGAGCUGCAGCUGGCAGUAGGCCGGCAUGGUGAUGACCUCAAACACACCAAGAACGAGAUGUCAGAGCUGAACCGGCUCAUCCAGAGGAUCCGGUGUGAGAUUGCGAGUGUAAAGAAGCAGUGUGCCAACCUGGAGACGGCCAUCGCCGAUGCUGAGCAGCGGGGCGACUGUGCCCUGAAGGACGCCCGGGCCAAGCUGGACGAGCUGGAGGCCGCCCUGCACCAGGCCAAGGAGGAGCUGGCCCGGAUGCUGCGCGAGUACCAGGAGCUCAUGAGCCUGAAGCUGGCCCUGGACAUGGAGAUCGCCACCUACCGCAAGCUGCUGGAGGGCGAGGAGUGCAGGAUGUCUGGCGAGAAUCCAUCCUCUGUGAGCAUCUCCGUCAUCAGCAGCGGUGGGAGCGGCUACUACCAUCCCAGCUCUUCCUCUAGUGCCGACGCCGGGGCCAGCAGCAUGGUGGGCAGCUACAGCAGCUCUCAGGCUGGGCAGUCCAGGGCCAAAGGGGCCCGUGGAGGAGACCUCAAGGACUCCCAAGACCUCAAGGGCAAGAGCACCUCUGCCAGCACCCCAGCCAGGAAAGCCGCCCGAUAAGCCAGAGGACCCACUCCCCUCAGGAUCUGGGAGAAGAGAUGCCCUUGCCACCGCCACCACGCCCAGAAAUGUCUGCUGUUCCCCAUCCUCCACCCCCUGAGUCCUGGACUGUUCAUAGUGUACGUGACCACCUAUGCCUUGGCCCCCCUCGCUGUCCAGCUCUGACUGGCACCAUCGCCUCUCUUUCCUCUCAGGUCCCGUGUGGACACUGACUUCUUGUUUUCCUUACUGCCUUCAGCUGGCA
This is a messenger RNA of Mustela erminea (ermine), 1908 nucleotides long. It is a transcript of the gene KRT74, whose product is annotated as keratin 74. Gene Ontology annotation, molecular function: structural constituent of skin epidermis. Lineage: Eukaryota; Metazoa; Chordata; Mammalia; Carnivora; Mustelidae. The transcript has 9 exons. Gene Ontology annotation, biological process: keratinization; intermediate filament organization. The coding region runs from base 63 to 1664 and encodes 533 amino acids. The record is from RefSeq and is a predicted model, not a curated record. Gene Ontology annotation, cellular component: keratin filament.